GGAGGGCCAGAGCGCAUGUCCGUUGCUCUCUCUAUCACUUCUCACUUCCUCCUCACACACUCAAGGCAGCCAAACCUCAGAAUCCUAGCUCAUGGGGGAUGCAGCUUGGAUUUGACCCCAGGCCUGCCUGAUGGCAGACCCUUUCGGAUGCAUAUGCUGUCUGCUUCUUUUCUCUGCACAAAUACAUCCGAAGUCGGCCGGCAUGCAGGGACUCCCACUCUGGCAGAAUGGGUGCAAGGCGGUCUUGAAGACCGGCUGUGGACAAGAGUGUCUUCUGCCCCAGGACUGUGAAGGCCUCAUCGUCCGUUCGGCCACCAAGGUGACUGCUGACGUCAUCAACGCAGCAGAGAAGCUCCAGGUGGUGGGCAGGGCUGGCACAGGCGUGGACAAUGUGGACCUGGAGGCUGCAACCAGGAAGGGCAUUCUGGUCAUGAAGGAUACUCCUCCCCCUCCGCUGCUGUGUCUGGAGCAGGGUUUUCCUAGGCUCUGCUUUGCUUUCCUGCCCUGUGCAGAUGCACAGCCUUUGCUAGUUGAGCGGCUCUACAUCCUUUCCUUUCCUCACUGCCCUCGUCCUUCAGCAGCCAGGGUCGCAGUUUCUCUUUCACACUCCAGGGCCAAGAAGGGAAGGGUGAGGGCUGUUUUUGCAGAAACUCAGAGCAGAGGUCAACAUCCAACCGAAGAAAUGUUAAAUGCACCCCCCAAUGGGAACAGCCUGAGUGCUGCAGAGCUCACCUGCGGGAUGAUCAUGUGCCUGGCCAGGCACAUCCCCCAGGCGACAGCUUCCAUGAAGGACGGCAAGUGGGAAAGGAAGAAGUUCAUGGGAACAGAGCUAAAUGGGAAGAUCCUGGGAAUUCUUGGCCUGGGCAGAAUUGGGAGAGAGGUGGCCACUCGAAUGCAGUCCUUUGGGAUGAAGACCGUAGGGUACGACCCCAUCAUUGCGCCAGAGGUCUCGGCCUCCUUUGGUGUCCAGCAGCUGCCCCUGGAGGAGAUCUGGCCUCUCUGUGACUUUAUCACUGUGCACACACCUCUGCUGCCCUCCACCACAGGCCUGCUGAACGACAGCACCUUUGCCCAGUGCAAGAAGGGGGUGCGCGUGGUGAACUGCGCUCGGGGAGGGAUCGUGGACGAGGGGGCCCUGCUCCGGGCCCUGCGCUCUGGCCAGUGUGCUGGUGCCGCGCUGGACGUGUUUACAGAGGAGCCGCCACGGGACCGAGCCUUGGUGGAGCAUGAGCGCGUCAUCAGCUGCCCCCACCUGGGCGCCAGCACCAAGGAGGCCCAGAGCCGCUGCGGGGAAGAGAUCGCCAUCCAGUUUGUGGACAUGGUGAAGGGGAAAUCUCUGGCAGGCGUCGUGAAUGCCCAGGCCCUUACCAGUGCCUUCUCUCCACACACCAAGCCUUGGAUUGGUCUCGCAGAAGCUCUGGGGACGCUGAUGCAAGCCUGGGCUGGAUCCCCCAAAGGGACCAUCCAGGUGGUAACACAGGGGACGCCCCUGAAGAACGCCGGCAACUGCCUAAGCCCUGCAGUCAUUGUCGGCCUCCUAAAGGACACUGCCAGUCAGGCGGAUGUGAACUUGGUGAACGCCAAGCUGCUGGUGCAAGAGGCCGGGCUCAGUGUAACCACCUCCCACAACCCCGCUGUGCCCGGGGAGCAGGGCUGUGGGGAAUGCCUGCUGACCGUGGCCCUGGCAGGUGCCCCCUACCAGGCGGCGGGCUGGGUGCAGGGCUCGACACCUGUGCUGCACGCGCUCAACGGAGCUGUCUUCAGACCGGAAGUGCCUCUGCGCAGGGGCCUGCCCCUGCUCCUGUCCCGGGCUCAGCCGUCUCCUCCUGAGAUGCUGCCCACCAUGAUUGGCCUCCUGGCAGAGGCAGGCGUGCAGCUGCUGUCCUACCAGACCUCGGUGGUGUCAGAUGGGGAGACCUGGCACGUCAUGGGCAUCUCCUCCCUGCUGCCCAGCCUGGAAGCGUGGAAGCAACAUGUGACCGAGGCUUUCCAGUUCCUCUUCUAAGCUCUGGGGGGCCUUUCGGAAGAAACCUGGCCACUGGGAUCCAGAGAGAGGAGGUCCACAUUCCUCAGCUGACACUGCUUACUCUGCAGACCCUGGCUGACCCCUACAGAGAAGUGAUAAGCGGCCAAUAAAGAGCCUACGCCCAA
This is a messenger RNA of Canis lupus familiaris (dog), 2151 nucleotides long. RefSeq names its product D-3-phosphoglycerate dehydrogenase-like. NCBI's taxonomy places the organism in Eukaryota, Metazoa, Chordata, Mammalia, Carnivora, Canidae. The transcript is spliced from 13 exons. The record is from RefSeq and is a predicted model, not a curated record. Gene Ontology annotation, molecular function: NAD binding; phosphoglycerate dehydrogenase activity. Bases 131 to 2005 code for a protein of 624 amino acids.